Molecule: messenger RNA, 2429 nt
Organism: Rhodamnia argentea
Lineage: Eukaryota; Viridiplantae; Streptophyta; Magnoliopsida; Myrtales; Myrtaceae
Product: probable beta-D-xylosidase 6
Exons: 7
Coding region: 17-2356 (779 amino acids)
Biological process (GO): arabinan catabolic process; xylan catabolic process
Cellular component (GO): plant-type cell wall
Molecular function (GO): alpha-L-arabinofuranosidase activity; xylan 1,4-beta-xylosidase activity
Source: RefSeq, a predicted model, not a curated record
CUUCCACAUCACAGAAAUGCCUCCCGGCGGAAUCUCUCUCACUAUCAUCUUCUUCUUCUUCUUCACCGGACCUGUCACUCCAAGUUCAACCUCAACUUCGACCCGUCACCCGAAGUUCCCCUGCAAGCCACCCCGCUUCGACUCCUACCCUUUCUGCAACACCUCCCUCUCCGUCCCUGCCCGGGCUCGCUCCCUCGUGUCCCACCUCACCCUCCGGGAGAAGAUCCAGCAGCUCUCCGACCAUGCCUCCUCGGUCCCGAGGCUCGGCAUCCCCGCCUACGAGUGGUGGUCCGAGUCCCUCCACGGCAUCGCCUCCAACGGCCCCGGCGUCUCCUUCGCCGGCGCCGUCGGGUCCGCCACGACCUUCCCCCAGGUCCUCCUCACGGCGGCGGCCUUCAACCGCACGCUCUGGUCCGCCAUCGGGUCGGCCAUCGCGACGGAGGGGAGGGCGAUGUACAAUGUGGGUCAGAGCGGGUUGACUUUCUGGGCUCCGAAUAUCAACAUUUUCAGAGACCCCCGGUGGGGGAGGGGCCAGGAGACGCCCGGCGAGGACCCGAUGGUCGCCUCGGCCUACGCGAUUGAGUUCGUCAAAGGGUUUCAGGGCGGUGGUGGAGGGAGCGAGGAGGAUGAUGGGUUGAUGCUCUCGGCGUGUUGCAAGCAUUUCACUGCUUACGACUUGGAAAAGUGGCACAAUUUCAGCAGAUACAGCUUCGAUGCUGUGGUCACUCAGCAGGACUUGGAGGACACAUUUCAGCCUCCAUUUCGGAGUUGCAUUCAACAAGGGAAAGCAAGCUGCUUAAUGUGCGCCUACAAUGAAGUCAAUGGGGUGCCCGCGUGUGCUAUGCAAGAUCUCUUGCAGAAAACUAGAGUUGAUUGGGGCUUUAAAGGAUACAUCACCUCAGACUGUGAUGCGGUUGCCACUAUUUUUGAGUACCAACAUUUUGCAAAGACGCGUGAAGAGGCUGUUGCUGAUGCUCUCAAAGCAGGAAUGGACAUAAAUUGCGGAUCAUUUUUGGUUCGAAAUACUGAGUCUGCAGUUGAGCAAGGGAAGGUGGGGGAAGAAGACAUAGACAGAGCUCUUCUCAAUCUCUUUUCAGUCCAAUUCCGUCUUGGCAUUUUUGACGGGGACCCCAGGAAAGGACAAUUUGGAAAAUUGGGACCUAAAGAUGUUUGUAAAGCUGAGCAUAGGACGCUAGCAUUAGAAGCCGCGAGGCAGGGAAUAGUUCUCCUAAAGAAUGAAAACAACUUCCUGCCUUUACGAGAGGAUGACGUUGCUUCCUUGGCCAUUGUUGGUCCACAUGCUAGCAACAUAAGCAAUAUGCUGGGCACAUACACAGGAAUCCCUUGCAGGCCAAAAAGCCUGUUCGAGGAACUUCAAGUGUAUGUACAGAUGACAUCUCACGCUGCCGGUUGCAAAGACAUCCCCUGUAAUGCAAGCGAUGCAUUUCAUGAAGCAAUUCUGGCUGCAAAGAAGGCGGACUAUGUUAUUGUUGUUGUGGGCUUGGACUUGACCCAAGAGACAGAAGACCUAGACCGAGUCAGUCUUCUCUUACCUGGAAAACAGAUGGAUCUUGUGUCUUCAAUUGCUGCCGCAAGUAAAAACCCUAUUGUCCUUGUUCUGACUGGUGGUGGGCCCCUUGACGUUUCGUUUGCUAAAAAUGACCCACGAAUUGCGAGCAUCCUUUGGAUUGGAUACCCUGGCGAAGCUGGUGGGAAAGCUCUUGCGGAAGUCAUUUUUGGCGAUGUCAAUCCAGGUGGUCGACUGCCCGUGACAUGGUAUACGGAAUCAUUCACCAAAGUCCCAAUGGAUAACAUGAACAUGCGGGCUGAUCCUUCUCAUGGUUAUCCCGGAAGAACAUACCGGUUUUACACCGGCGAUAGAGUGUAUGGAUACGGACACGGCUUAAGCUUCACGGAUUUCCACUACAAGUUCCUGUCGGCACCGGCAAAGCUAACUCUGCUAAAAUCUUCCAGAGCUAGUCCUUACAGGAACCGAGUACUCCGAGAUGUUGAAGGACUUGCUUCCUUGGACGUUGCCGAGAUCGAAGAAUCCUGCGAUUCGUUGAAAUUCCGUGUGCAGAUCUCUGUGACUAACGUCGGUGAUAUGAUGGGAAGCCACGUGGUGAUGCUAUUCUCUAGAGCGCCCAGACUAAUACGAGGCACCCCACAGAAACAACUUAUCGGAUUCGACCGCGUGCAUACUUUUCCGAAUAGAUCUACAGAGACAAGCAUGUUGGUAGAUCCUUGUGACCAUUUUAGUGUUGUAAGUGAGAGUGGCAAAAGGAUGUUGGUCGGGGGCGAGCAUGUCUUGAUACUGGGAGAUCUGGAGCAUAUCGUGUCGGUUGAAUUGAGCUAGCGAUUGCGAAACUCAUUUGUGUACAACAUGUACAAUUAAUGGUGCAUUUCCUCAUGCGGUUAUAGCUCGAGAA